AUGGCUGGUGGUCCAGGUGGUCCGAUCAGGCCUCACGUCCCGGGCAUCUACCGAUUCACGGCAACCGCUCUGGGUGCUAGCAUGUGGUUCUUUCUGAUGUACCGCGCGAAGAAGGACGGCCCAGUAUUGCUUGGCUGGAAGCACCCUUGGGACCACUAG
This is a messenger RNA of Pseudomassariella vexata, 159 nucleotides long. RefSeq lists its product as uncharacterized. The transcript has 3 exons. Gene Ontology annotation, cellular component: mitochondrial inner membrane. Bases 1 to 159 code for a protein of 52 amino acids. NCBI's taxonomy places the organism in Eukaryota, Fungi, Ascomycota, Sordariomycetes, Amphisphaeriales, Pseudomassariaceae. The record is from RefSeq and is a predicted model, not a curated record.